ACCGGAAGUAUCGGAUGGACUGUGGCUCACCUUAUUUCUUCUGUAUGCUCAUGCAACCAGAUUUAAGCUUUAUUGUAGUCAGUCAUGACAAAACAGUUUUAACACUGGCGGCACUUGCAAUUACGCAUUAUACAGUUGUGGUUUAAUAUCAUAAUAGAUUAUCGUCGAGCAAUUAGUAAACCCGGCAUGAUCAGUAAUUGAUUGUUGCAUUGCUGAACAGUAGAUCCUGAAGCGAAGGUGCUUUCAAAUGCUCGUCGAAGACUCCUAGGUAAUAUGAAUGAAGGCACCAUGUCAGAGUUUACCCUCGAUAUCCAGCUGACAGAGUUGGGUUUUUCAAACUGGAAUUUCCCUCUCUGUGAGCCACAGAGUGUUAAAGAGAACUUUUUGCCAACCCAGAAUGGCACUGAAAAGCCAGCAGCAGAGACUGAAACGCCUACCGACUGUCAUGAAGAUGCCUGUGUUGUUAGGAGUGCGUCUGCUGACAAAAGCUUUCUACAGGACCAUCAAUAUUUCACUCCCUUCACGGACAACUCAAGCAAUGGAGAAACAGCUCAAAGCAAUUCCAAAAUCAUUUCCACAGAGAACAAGGAUAAAGCCAUUUGUAAUUCGUGGAAUAGAGGAAGAAGAAGAAAGGAGAUAGAACAGAGUGAUGAUGAUGAUGAUGAUGAUUAUGAUUAUGAAGAUGAUGAAGAUGAUGAAGAUGAUGAAGAGGAAAACGGACAAGUGGGAAAGAAAAAUAAUGACAAGGAACAGAAAUGUUCAGAGGUGAGCCAGGAAGCCUCUGGUCUCACGAUAGAUGAUGCUAUGUCUGGUGAAGAAAGGACAGAUGAAGAUGCAGAAAUUGUUUUGACUGAUGAUGAUGUUGAUGAGGAGGAUGAAGUAGAAGAAGAGGAGGAGGAGGAGGAAGAUGAUGUCGAGGAGGAGGGGAAGGUGGAAGAAGAAGGUGAUGAUGAUGUUUCCUGGUCAGAGACAAAUGGAUCUGGAGAGAAUAAAGAGAAUCGCUGCCAUGUAUGUGAUCUCACCUUCUCCUCUCUCUUCUUACUCCGAGAGCAUUUAAAUAUGCAUACGGGGGGUUCGCCCCUACCGCUGCGACGAAUGUGGCAAGCAGUUCUGCCAGUUAGUCAAUUACCGUGCACACCUUCGCUCCCACUCCCAGAAGGCGUCCAUCCACUGUCGCGUUUGCUCCACCAUCUUUGA
Molecule: messenger RNA, 1197 nt
Organism: Labeo rohita (rohu)
Lineage: Eukaryota; Metazoa; Chordata; Actinopteri; Cypriniformes; Cyprinidae
Product: zinc finger protein hangover-like
Exons: 3
Coding region: 274-1197 (307 amino acids)
Source: RefSeq, a predicted model, not a curated record